UCUUAAUUCGCCCCAAAGAUUCCGGCUUCAUGCUGGUGCCAUGGGUUGGUGCUUGGCGUGCUGGCCUGACUGAGGCGAGUCAUGGGCGGCACGGCUUCCACGGAAGCCGAGUCCACGAGGACAAAGGAGAAGAGCAAGAAGAAAAAGAAGAAGGAGCAGCCGCAGGAUGACAAAGAUCUCAUCGGUGCUGACGACACCACGCGGGAUGCUCCGUUUGAGCAGGGCGCGACGACGAGCCACGAGGAGUGGCCACCGGGAGAGCCGCCCUCGACGGUCGAGAGGCCGCCGACCUGGCCCGACUUGGCCGCAGAACCCACGAUGCCCAUCGACGAUACGUCGCCUGGUCCGCGGGGCGUUCCAGAGCCCGGCGGGACGCCUCGGCAGCCGGAGCAGCGGUCCUUCGGCAUCUUUGGGGCGAUGCCGGGGCAGAGCAGCAGGCCCUACGCGGAGCUCGCCUCUCCAUCGCCGCUGGGUGCGGCCUCGCCCCAGUCGACCUCGCCUUUGCAGAGGGCGGUGGGGCCGAAGUAUUUGAGAGUGCGAAUUCUCAAGGCCUACAACCUGCCCCUUCAGAGCACCGGCCUCACGGGCGAUCUGGCUGACUCCUACGUGGCGGCGCGCGUGCAGCGGCAGAUUUUUCGCACCUGCUGCGUGGAGCGCGAGGCGACCUGUGUCUGGACGGAAGACAAUGAGCAUACCUUCCAGCUACAUGAGCCGUGCAGUCUGGAGUUGCAAGUGAUGAGCAUCAGUGCUUCUCAUGAAGAAGUCCUGGGGAAGGCCUCGCUGGCCGUGCACGAGGACGCGGAACGCGUCUGGCAGAGACACCGGCUGCCGCUGCAGGGUGGCAGCCGAAGUGUCCGGAGCGAGCUGGAGCUUGAGAUGCUGCUGGAGCAUCAGGCCGACACCCAGCCGGAGGCCAAGCCGAAAGAGGAGCUGGAGUACCAGCUCGGGCCCCGCGUCUUCCAGCCCCAGCCGCACGCCCUGCCCUGGCAGGGAGUGCGCGUCUUGGAGCUCUCAUGCCGCUCCUGGACGGCGGCGCUCUGCGGACAGGUGAUGGCCGCCUGCGGCGCCGAGGUCAUUCGUGUGGCCUUCGGGGAGGAAGCGCUGUUGCAGCAGAAGAAGUCCAACGCCCAGCGCGGCCCUUCCGGAACCGCCGGAACGGGCACCGACACUGUGCCCAAUGCGGUGCCCAGGCAGUUGCAUGUGGGGAAGCGUUUGGCGCCCUACAACGUGGAGGACCCUGAGGAGCUGAGUGUGCUGAAGUCGGAGCUGCUUAUGGGCUGCAGCCUCUUGCUGACCGACCUGUGCGCUGAGGAGCUCGAACAGAUGCAGCUGGGAGCCGCCAGCUUGCGGCAGCAAUGCCCCUGGUUGAUCUUCGUGCAUGCAUCGGUGGUGGGCAUGCGAGCGGAUCUCAGCAACAAGGGCGUGGAAGAUGCGGGGGCCUUCUUCUCCCUCUCAGGCUUGGCCGAGCAGCUGGGCCACUUCCUGGGCCCGUCGGGCCUGGCGGCGGCGGCCGCGGCCUCGGCGCUCUUCGGCGUGUGCUCCAUGGCGGUGCUGCGGCGGCGCUGCGGGGCGCCAGGAGACCGGGUGGAGAUGAGCAUCUUCCGCUCGGGCCGUUGGUGUUCGGCCCUGGGUGCCUUGACCGGCUGGGCGGCUCCCCCCGCGCCCGCGGAGCACCACCGCAGCGGCGCCGCGGCGCUUGCUGCACCGCCCCGCGGAGAGGCGGAGGCGCUGGCGCUGCCGUUCGACGUGGAGGGCGUGGCGCGCAGACCGGGGAAGAGAGCGAAGGUGGAGCGGAAGCCUCAGUGGUCGGUGCUCGAGCCCUCAGCUUUGCUUCCUCCAGUGCUGACCCCCACCGCCCCCUGUGCCGCUGAGCUGCCUUUGGCGCGUGUGGCAGUGCUGGAGAUCAGCGACGAGUACCAGGUCGGUGCCAUGGCGCUUGGCGCGCUGCUGGCAGACCUGGGCGCACGGGUGACGAAGUUGGAACGUCCGCAGCGGCCGGACCCCUGGCAGCGCACCUGCCCACAGCUCUACAAGGACCUCACCGCGCGGAAGGUCGUCCAGGUGGUGAACUACUCUGGCAUCGGGGGCCAGGAUGCUCAGGGACAUCCGGUGCCCGGACAGGCGGCGGUGUACCGGGCCUUGGCCGAAACGACCUUGUUGAUCACGAAUUUGCCCAGUCAAGCGCUGGAGAGUUGGGGCUACGAUCCGAAGCAUCUUCGGCAGAUGUUCCCUCACUUGAUCAUCGUGUGGAUCAGCACCUGGGGCUCCGACGAAGAAGCGCGGCACCGGGAGAAGUUGGAGGGCCGCAAGGGCGGACGCGAGGCGCACGCCUUCUGGGAGGCCAGUGGCCUCUGCCAGUUGUGCAACGGUGUGCCGAUGCCACCCGGGCUCUCGGAGCUGGUCGUGGCGCAGCAAGCCUUGGGCGGAGUGGGUUUGGCCCUGCUGCGGCAGCAGCGCACCGGGCAGGGGCAAUUCGUGCAGGUGAGCCGAUACCGCUCAGGGCUCUUCUGCCAACGGCUGGCGGCGCUGGACCCUCCUAGGCCACUGACCUCGCCCUUGCUGCAGACCUUGGACGGCCGGUUCUUGCGGCUCUUGGGACGAGGUCACAAGCCUCAUGAUGCUUGGGUCUUGCUGCACGCGCUGGGGCGGCGGGAGAGCUUGAGCGAUCACGUGGGAGGCAACAUGGAGAAGGCCAGAUCGAAGCUCAAGGACUUCACCUGGGAGGAACUGCAGAAGCACCAGGAUGAGCUCCUGGCUUGCGCGCGCGAGUGGAGCUUUCAGGACCUGGCCAAGGCCUUUCAGGAGAAGGGCAUUGAUUGGUUCGUGGAAGAGAUGCGGCCCAUGGAUGCAGAGGCCUUGCACAGGCAACGUGCGAAGCAGCUGGAGGAGCUACGUGGAAGGCAGCAGAAUGCGGCGGAGAAGGCCUUGCAGAUGGGGCAACACGCCUCCGAGUUGAAGCAGCGCUUCGGCGAGUCCAAAGCGCAGGCGCAGGAGGAGCUGCUCGACAGGCUGCACGACCAGAGUGAGCAGCAACGUCGAUUAGAAAAGCUGCGUGAGCAGUACCACAGCGGCGUGGCUCCGGUGCUCGGGGUGACGGUGGACGGAGCUCAAGGUCUGGCCAGUGAGACCCGGGGCCGCCGGAUCUCCACGUAUUGUGUCAUUGAAGUGGUCAACAAGCCCUUCACGCGCUUGCAAAGCCCGCAGCUGCAAGGGCCGAGCCCCUUGUGGGACUACACCGGCGUCAUCUCCGGCUGGGCCUUUGGCGACGUCCUGAAGUUGGCUGUGUACCAUCGGGAGCCAGCGGCAGAGGUGGACCACAACGCAGCACCGGCCUCCGUGGAACACACCACAGUGCUUUAUCUCCAGGUGGCCGCGGCGUACAACUUGAUCAACCGGGACUCGGGGAUUAUGGGCGACGCGUCCGACCCCUAUGUCGUAGCACAAGUGGGAGAGAUGGUCCAGCAGACGCCCAGCGUGAGCAACGAGUUGAACCCCGUGUGGAAGGAGCGCAACCAGUUCGCCUUCAACGUGGUGGAUCACGAACUGGACCGAUACCUGCUGCUGCAGGUGAUGAACAGCAACGUGACGAAAGAUGAUGGCUUGGGCCGUGUGAGGCUGGACACUCGGUCCAUCGACCCUGGACGUUGGCACCACUACCGGCUGAAGCUGGAGGAGGGACAGGGAGGAGAGUUGGAGUUCGACGUCUACCUGAAGCCUGCUGAGCCCUGCAAGCCUCACGCUGCCCAAGAUGAGCUCAUCGGUCAAGCCGAGGUUGGCAUGUCCCAGUUCUAUCCGCAUGGCUUUGAAGGCCAGCUGCCACUCUUCCUGAACAGCAAGCCCACCCAGGGCAUCUUGGAGGUCUUCCUCGAGGUGCAGCCGCAGGGCGUCAAGAUCAACCGCUCAGUGAACCGGCGAGGAAGCCAUCGGCGCACCAGCUCCGAUCUCAGCAUGAUGAGCCGCAGGUCAAGCUAUGCCAUUGGCCGCUCCAGAUCGCAGGUGAGCAGCACGGACUUGGGAGACAUGCACAUCGAACCCAGGCCGGCCGGGGAGUCCGAGAAGAGCGUGCUUCAAAUCCGCGUGAACUCCGCGGCGAACCUCACGAACGUGGACUCGGGCCUCUUCGGGGACGUGUCGGAUCCCUAUGUGGUGCUGCGGGUGGCCAACACGGAGCAGAAGACCGAGGUCCUCAAAAAUACCUUGAACCCGGUGUGGCAGGAGAAGAACCUCUUCAGCUUCUCAGUGGGGGCGGAGGACAACAAGGUGGAGCUCGAGGUCAUGGAUUCCAACAACUUCAAGGAUGUCUCCCUGGGCCGUUGCGAGCUGGACCUGCGCUCCAUUCAGCACGGGAUGUGGACCCGCUUCAACGAGAAGCUGGUGGCCGGCGUGCGUGGUGAACUCGCGUUCGAUCUCUACUUCCAGGCGACGGAGUACAGGCUGCUAGUGGCGGAGCAGGGCAGCAUGCUCCACGUGCGCGUGAACAACGCGCGGAACCUGCCGAACACCGACACGGGCGUCUUGGGAGAUGUGUCGGAUCCCUACGUCAUCGUGAAGGUGGGGGACUUGCAGCGGAGGACACCGACCAUCGACAACAACCUCAAUCCUGAUUGGCAGGACGGGAACCUCUUCACCUUCUCGGUCGCUGAGGAAGAUGCCACGAUGGAACUGGAGGUGAUGAAUGCCAACGUGGUGAGGGAUGACAGCCUGGGCACUGCGUCGGUGAAGAUAGGCGAUCUGGAGCCGAAUCACUGGUGCCGACUCGUCGAGAAGAUUGGGCAAGGUGCCACCGUCGAAUUGGACGCCUUCUUCAAGCCCAGUGAGCACUAUCAUUUGCACUAUGAGCUUCAGCAGGCCCAGAAGGAAGAGAAGAAUUCUUUGGCCGAAGCUGCACGGCUUUCGAAAGAGGUGCAGAUGGCCGAACGGGCGUCGAAGUGGCUGGAGAACGUCGAAGAGAACACCAAGAUGCCACUGAGUUUGGAAGAGCGCGAAUGGGUCCAUGCCUGCGGGGGCAGGAACUUCGUGGCGCCCGCGUGGAUCACCGUCACCCAGACGCAGGUGGAGGCCCUCGUGCGUGCGCGGGAGCAACACCCGCGCCCGGUGGCGCUCUUCCCCGAGGCGUCCCCGUCCAAGCAGCAACAAAAGCUUCGGGUGAAGCUGAUCUCUGCCUUCGGUCUGGCCACCAGCACCAUGAGUGGAGUCACGUACUGCACCUGUGAGAUCCCUCUGAAGAAGGAGUCCAAGCUCUUGACCGACCCCGUGGCGCUGGAUUCGAACCCCGAGUGGCGCUUCAGCCGGACGGUGAAAGGCUAUGCUCCGGGCGAUGCGCUCGUCAUGGAGGUCUAUAGCCGCGAUCAGGAGGAAGGGAUGACGCCACGUGCGGACCAGCUGCUUGGCCGUGCCUUCCUGCCCGGUGAGAAGUUCUACCCCAACGGCUUUGAUGGUUUGCUCAACCUCACGCUGGGCCCUCGCCCAACUGGGGCCACGUUGCGAGUGACUGCCUUGGUGUUGGACUGAGUCGGCAGCCACCGGAGCCGUAGCGAUGUCGGACGUCUGACGAAUGAGAGGACGUCACCCGACGAAUGACAGAGGUGGGUCAUGACCCGAACGGUUCGACUAUCCCGAGUUCGGUACUCCAGGGGUCCGAACGUUCAGGUCACUCAACCUCUCUUGGAAUGAC
Messenger RNA from Durusdinium trenchii, 5674 nucleotides. Lineage: Eukaryota; Dinophyceae; Suessiales; Symbiodiniaceae. The record is from the annotation of a GenBank genome assembly.